Poeciliopsis prolifica (blackstripe livebearer) is the source of this 2229-nucleotide messenger RNA. RefSeq names its product glucose-6-phosphatase catalytic subunit 3 (gene g6pc3). Gene Ontology annotation, biological process: glucose 6-phosphate metabolic process; gluconeogenesis. Lineage: Eukaryota; Metazoa; Chordata; Actinopteri; Cyprinodontiformes; Poeciliidae. Bases 121 to 1140 code for a protein of 339 amino acids. Gene Ontology annotation, molecular function: glucose-6-phosphatase activity. The transcript has 6 exons. Gene Ontology annotation, cellular component: membrane. The record is from RefSeq and is a predicted model, not a curated record.
GUUGGCUCGCAUAGCCAGUCGAGCUGGCUCGGGCACGAGCGACACAUCUGAACCACACUAGGAUUUCAAUUUCAGUCGUUAUCCCUACCGAUCUAAUAUACUUUAAAAGACGCCGUAGAAAUGGAGGCGAUACACACCACGGGUAUUUGGAUGGCCCACUAUCUGCAGCAGCAGACAGGUAGCCUCGAGAAGUUCUGGCUCACCGUCACUCACUUUGGAGAUCCCCAAAUAGGAUUUCUGUUCCUAUUCCCUUUAGCUUAUUUUGUGUGUAGUCGAUUGGGAGUUGCGGUGCUGUGGGUCUCAGCCCUGUCGGAGUGGCUAAACUUGAUGCUUAAAUGGGUGCUAUUUGGAGACAGGCCAUACUGGUGGGUUGGUGAAUCUCGUGUAUAUUUCAGCACAAAGCCCAAAAUCUCCCAGUUUCCAUGCACCUGUGAAACUGGCCCAGGCAGUCCGUCAGGACACUCGAUGGUGACUGCUGCAGUCUGGUGGGUUGUGGUGCCCCCUCUCAGCUCCUUUCUGCACUCCCGCACUCACUGCUGGGUUAUAUCAACUGCUCCCUAUGUGAUUUAUGCGCUGCUGCUGGGUGCAGUUGGAACAUCCAGAAUCUUUAUCCUUGCUCAUUUUCCUCACCAGGUUGUUACUGGUAUCAUUACAGGUAUCUUUCUGGGGAUUUUCUUGUCAAGACCAUUACCAGAAGGGCACCCCCUGUUGUUCUUCGUCAGCUUCAGUGCAGGAAUGCUGUUCAGUGCUCUGAUUCUGAAUGUUGCCCUGCGGCUGGUUGGCAUUGACCUCCUCUGGACUGUCGCUUUGGCGAAGAAAUGGUGCAGCCGUGCUGAGUGGAUCCGCAUGGACACAUUCCCAUUCUCCUCCCUGGCCCGGGACUGCGGGAGCCUUGUUGGUCUGGGCCUGGCCCAGUACUGGAAGCAAGGCAAAUGGUGUCUGUCGUUCAAACACCGCGCUCUGUCCCUAGUUGUUUCAUCCAUUGGGCUUUACCUCUUGUGCAGCCUGCCGCUCCCUCACAAAUCAGAGGGCCUCUAUUACUGCUUGGUCUUCGUCAAGUUCACCCUGGUGCCUCUGAUUGUCAUAGUGCUCAGUCCUGGGCUGGCUCACUUUUUCAUACGCAGAAGAAAAAAGGAUUAGAGAUGCACUUCUUCACAUGAGUCAAUGUUGUCUUGUCUUCAGUCUUUUAUUCUUCUUACUUCUGAAUGUUCCAACUCUAAAUGCUGUAUUUCAGAUAUACAUUUCUGAUUAAUGGUGUUAAACAGGAACCAAAAAUAUAUACUUGUAUUUUCUUUUAUAAGUGACGUGAUCAAGGGUUUUUAGCCUGUCAAAAUAUUUUUGUAUUUGACAACGCACUUUUGCCUCAUUCAUGGUGAUUGUGAGAGAACCUUCGUGCUUUCCAAAUUUGUCCAUGUUAAUGCACUGCUGGUGUUCUGAGUGUUAAAAAAAACCCAGCUCUAUUGUGCAUAGGCCAAUAUCAAGUUUCCCCUGUUUGUAUGACACAUACAAACGCAUAAGUGUCUGUGUGCGUAAUACGUACGUAUUACGCAUGUUCCUCUGUUUCUGGAACAAAAACAGAAAUAUUUCCACAUGUAGCAUUGUUUCUUCUGCAGUGAACAGCAACAGGGGGAACCACUGUAUGUACUUUCUUUGGCAUCUCAUUAAAAGUAGUUCAAUUUGUAGGAAAUGUUUCAUGGAUAGCUUGAGGUUUCAAGACCAUUACUUUUGAAAACCUCAGUGUCUCUUAAUGUAGCCUACACUGAUCCCUGCAUAAAAGGCGACUUAAGGUUGUGUUAAACUGUUUAAAGCUAAAAGCACCUUCAUUUAUACCAGAUGUGUCAAACGUUAGAUUUCAAUCACAUUUUUUUUACAGGCCCUGGGGGUCGAGAUAUUUGAGUCUAUGCUUUUUUAAACUGUAGUUUUUUUUUAGAGUUUACUUUUGCAGCAAAAGGGGAAAGGAAAUACUAAAACAAAACUAUUUUACUGUGCGGUUUAUUUUUUUUAGUUAAAUCCUUUGAAGAGCCAACUAAAAAAACAUUCCUUUCCUGUAAAAUUCCUUCCUACAUUUUCAUACAGUAGCUAAUACAUCCAGAUCCACAAAGUCUUAACACUAUUUUCUUGAUAGGAAGAUUUAUUUUUGAAUAGAGGAAACAUGUCAAUGUUAAAAUUCAUUGAGAUGCACUAUUUUUGAUUUUUGUUUCUACAAAUUAAAAAUUCAAUUUAAAGAUC